AUGAAUCACGUAUUCCAACAAUAUAAACAGGACUUUAAGGAGCUUGCUGAAACAUUAAAGACAGACUUGAACUCUUUGAGCAAUCCAAUUAUCUCUCAUGAUCAACAACUCAUAUUGAUAAACAAGGUCGAGUCAGACUUGGAGGAGGCUCACGAGAUUGUCCAACAGUUGGAGUAUAGUGCACAGAACUCUGGACAGAUUGCAACAGAGAGACCAGUUAUUGACGAGUACCUUAAUAUAAUCAGAGAUAGAAAGAAUGAUUUGGAAAAGAUCACAGGUGUUCAAUCAAAGCCAAAGAGUCAAAAGAAAAUCCGUUUCGAUGAGGCCAACAUUGUGAUUAGAGAGGAUGUGGACAACUAUGUGGAGGAAGAGGAUUUAGAUGACCUGCGAAACGGACCAAAGUCAGAUAUCUAUCUGCGUGAGAACGGUUUUGUUCCAUUCGUCAAGAGGAAUGCUCUAAAGAUCACAGUAGUUGGAAUUCUGGCGUUGGCCGCUGCACUCAUUGUCAUAUUCGUCUACAUGAAGAAGAACCAGAACUCACCGGACCAGAAAGUACAUUAA
Acytostelium subglobosum LB1 is the source of this 561-nucleotide messenger RNA. RefSeq lists its product as hypothetical. Gene Ontology annotation, biological process: vesicle-mediated transport; intracellular protein transport. The transcript has 4 exons. The coding region runs from base 1 to 561 and encodes 186 amino acids. The record is from RefSeq and is a predicted model, not a curated record. NCBI's taxonomy places the organism in Eukaryota, Evosea, Eumycetozoa, Acytosteliales, Acytosteliaceae. Gene Ontology annotation, cellular component: membrane.